AUGGGCUCGGACAAGCCGCGCGACCCGGUAGCCGGUCCCGACACAGGCCCGGAACCUCCUUUUCCCGUGCGAUUGUCAGGGCCAGUGAUUAAGGGAUUUGGCCGCGGUAGCAAAGAUCUCGGAAUUCCCACCGCUAAUAUCCCCGCCGAUGACCUGUCAGAGAAGCACCCAGAGCUGACAAGCGGUGUCUACUACGGCGUUGUAGCGCUUGACCCAAAGACAUACCAACAUGAAUCUCCUCAAGCUGCUGGCACAUCCACUGCGGUGGUUUUGCCUGCUGUGUUGAGUAUCGGAUAUAACCCCUUCUAUAAGAAUACUGUGAGAUCUGUGGAAAUCCAUAUCAUGCCACCUCUUACGGAACCAUCGCCCACUGCUGCGGGGCAGGAGGGUCAAACUAAAUUCAAUCGCUUGCCGGAUUUCUACAAAACGCGACUCAACCUGCUCAUUCUGGGUUAUAUCCGGCCUGAGUUUGAUUAUGUCUCGUUAGAAGCCUUGGUGGAGGAUAUUCGGGUUGAUUGUGAGGUUGCGCGGGCGAGUCUGCUGCGCGAGGCGUACAAGUGCUAUCUCGUUGACAGCGUUAAAGCACCUGAAAAAGUCAACGAGGAUCAUUACAUUCAGAUCAUGGUCAACGUAUUGCAGCGCUUCACUCGACGCCGAGCACAAAGCUCUAGCAGUCAAACACCAGAUCAAGGUGGAGAUACCACGGGCCCCAAUUCCGCAGCAUCCCAUCCACAUGGUUUACACCGGGCAGUGAGCACGAGCUCCGGCAAACGCAGCUGGCGAUAUGAAGAGCCAGCUCCUCGACAUCUCAUUAUGGUCUCUGACACCGUUGAAUUUGAUACCCAUGUAGUCCACCGCUUUCAAUCAGAAGGAUUUGAUGUGAUCUAUAUCCCCUUCCCCGGCACCGGAGACGAAGAUAAGGACCGAAAAGCGCUGGAGAAUGCGAUACACGCACAAGAAGACGAACUCGAGAAUGGAGAGCGAUAUGCGAUAGUUGCAUACCACCGACCCGCCUAUCUCCUCCUAGCCUCACACCACACAGUACACACAAACACAAACCCAUUCCCACACCUAUGUGCCUUGAUAGCAUACUACCCCAUUUCAUCAACAGACGAAUUUACCUACAGACAAAGAGAAGACUGCUCGCCCCCAAGCUGCUCAGACACAAGUUCAAUCUUCGGCCCAGUCUCCAAAUCCACAUAUCUCCCGAUUCAAGUCCACGUCCCAGGCCCACGAGUUCAGCCCUGUGCACUGUGGCCAUGGAUAAGUCUCAGUGCUUCAGAAGGCGACGUCACCUACAAGAAAAAACACCGGUGCUACGUGUACUCGUACCCGGGGUCCAGAUCUGGGUUCGCGGAGCGGGAAGUUGCAGAGGAAAAAGAAGGAGAGGUGGAUGUGGACUUGAAUGCGGAGGAUGAGAUCGGCUCGCAACUGGCGUGGAGUCGGGCGCUGGCGUGUCUGCGGCGCUCGUUUAAUGUCGGGAGUCACUGGCCUGUUAUUGAUAUCGAGACUGUUUGGGAAGAGUACUGGGAUAGUGUGGUUGGAGAGCUGGAGACACGCAAACAGAAUCACAAAUGUGGUUCUGAAUGUACAGUUGGGAUGUUGACUGAUAAUAGCCAUUAUGGCGAGGUGGGAUGUCCUGCUGGGGAGGUGCAUGUGAAGUGUAUUCCUACCCAGACUGGAGGCUCGGAUAUCUCAAGCCUGAGAGACUUUUUCGCUCAUGCGUAUAUCCCUGCUGGACCAGUUGAUCAGCACGUCCGCCUCUUAUCGCGCACUGUGGGUGCGGAUCGGAUCGCGGAUGAGAUGUUGUUUUCCUGUCGGCAUACUGCUGAGGUUCCAUGGCUACUACCCGGUGUCUUGCCGACGAAUCGAGAAAUCAGAGUCAUCGUCGUUGUAGUGGCAAGCUUCAGUGCUGGUCAGAUUACACGUCAGAGUCUUUAUUGGGACCAGGCCGGUGUGCUUGUACAGGCUGGAUUAUUAGAUCCGGGACUUGUGCCGUCGGCAAAAGCCAUUGAAAGUCAUUGA
Messenger RNA from Penicillium coprophilum, 2025 nucleotides. Its product is annotated as Riboflavin kinase domain bacterial/eukaryotic. Lineage: Eukaryota; Fungi; Ascomycota; Eurotiomycetes; Eurotiales; Aspergillaceae. Gene Ontology annotation, biological process: riboflavin biosynthetic process; FMN biosynthetic process. Gene Ontology annotation, cellular component: mitochondrion. The coding region runs from base 1 to 2025 and encodes 674 amino acids. Gene Ontology annotation, molecular function: riboflavin kinase activity. The record is from RefSeq and is a predicted model, not a curated record. The transcript has 6 exons.